Salmo salar (Atlantic salmon) is the source of this 4390-nucleotide messenger RNA. RefSeq names its product FERM domain-containing protein 4B-like. Gene Ontology annotation, molecular function: cytoskeletal protein binding. Lineage: Eukaryota; Metazoa; Chordata; Actinopteri; Salmoniformes; Salmonidae. Gene Ontology annotation, biological process: establishment of epithelial cell polarity. The record is from RefSeq and is a predicted model, not a curated record. Gene Ontology annotation, cellular component: cytoskeleton; bicellular tight junction; adherens junction.
UCUUCUCUGAAUUGGCUGAAGGAUACAGGGGAGGAGGCAGAGAGAGUGAAUGGAUGGGACUGUGGACGAUAAGGAUAUGCGUACCUAGUAGACAGCUUCGCUUUCUGGACCCAAUGGAUCACUAGCGAAAGAGCAGCGGUUAAUUUUACGUUCUUUAUUCGUUUUUGUGGGCUACAGCCGGAGCGAACGCCGGUGGAAUAAUUAGUUUUUAUCGCUGCCGGUAAAAAAAACCUGUUCAUACAAAAAGUUCAAUUCGACCAUAACGGCGACAAUAAAAAAAGAUGACAGAGGGCCGGCUGUGCCAGGUGCACCUCCUGGACGACAGGAAGCUGGACCUAAUGGUCCAGCCGAAGCUCUUGUCCCGGGAUCUGUUAGACUUGGUGUCCUCACACUUUAACCUGAAGGAGAAGGAGUAUUUUGGAAUAUCCUUCAUCGAUGACACUGGUCAGAGUAAAUGGCUCCAGCUGGAUCGCAGGGUCCUGGAUCAUGACUUCACUAAAAAGACUGGUCCACUGGAGCUCAAGUUCCUGGUCAGGUUUUAUAUUGAGAAGAUAACAUUUUUGAAAGAGAAUACAACAGUGGAGCUGUUUUUCCUAAAUGCCAAAUCGUCAGUCUUCAAUGAGAUCAUCGAAGUGGAGAGUGAAAAUGUUUUCAAAUUAGCUGCAUAUGCUUUGCAGGAGGCCAAAGGAGACUACACAAGUGUUGAAAGCUCCAGGUCGGACCUGAACAAGCUCCCGGUUUUACCCACUAGAGUCCUGAGGGAGCACCCCUCCCUGGUAUACUGUGAAGACCGAGUGAUCGAUCACUAUGAGAACCUGAAGGGCCUCAGCAGAGGGCAAGCAAUUGUGCAGUAUUUGGCCUUAGUGGAAUCCCUCCCUACAUAUGGAGUUCAUUAUUAUCCAGUAAAGGACAAGCAGGGCCUGCCGUGGUGGCUGGGAGUCAGCUAUAAAGGCAUUGGACAGUACGAUUUACAGGACAAGUUGAAACCUCGGAAGUUGUUUCAGUGGAAGCAGCUGGAGAAUUUGUAUUUCCGUGAGAAGAAAUUUGCUGUAGAGGUGAACGACCCUGACAGAAGGAUAGUUUCCAGGCGUACAUUCGGGCAGACUGGAUUGGUCAUUCACACGUGGUAUGCCAGCCACUCUCUGAUUAAGACCAUCUGGGUGAUGGCCAUCAGUCAGCAUCAGUUCUAUUUGGACAGGAAGCAGAGCAAAUCCAAAGUUACCACGGCCAGAAGUUUGGGUGACAUCGCCAUGGACCUGACAGAGAUUGGAGCACCCAGGAUCAGUAAGCUGUCCAGCAUGGAGAGUAAAGACCAGCUCAUCAUGGCCAGCAACGGAUCCCUCAUCUCAGCAGGGUCAGGAGACUCUGAUGUGAGCGAGGAGUUAAAGAAGGAGAAGAUUGCUGACCUGAAGAAUAAAGAGAAGGACUUGCAGGACGCUCUGACUCAGAAACUAGAGGAGCUCAAGAAGAUCUGCCUGCGAGAAGCUGAGCUGACAGGCAGGCUGCCUAAAGAGUACCCUCUGGCCUCGGGUGAAAAGCCCCCCGCGGUGCGUCGGCGCAUGGGGACAGCCUUCAAACUGGACGACCUCUUCCCCUAUGAUGCGGAUCCCCAUCUCAGAAACCUGGAGAGCAGGUUUGCCCUGCAGCAGAAGAUCGUGGAGGCGGCCAAGAAACUGGCCAACGAGGCUGAGCUCUGUAAGACGGUGAAGAAGAAGAGGAGGAGGAACUGCCUGGACGCCAUGAGGAAGCUACAGGAGAUUGAGGAGGAGAUCAACAAAUACAGGAUCAAGACAGGCAAAAAGCCCGCUCAGAGAGCAUCAAUAAUCAUAGCAGAUGAUGUGAACCUUGCAGAACUCAGCUCACUGUCCGACAGUCUUAAUCUGGAUGAUGACGAGGAUCUGGGAAGCCAAAGGCAACAGUCCCAUUCUGUGCAGUACUCUCCCCGGCCCCACCACUCAGAAACCCUGAGCCUCCACUACCAGCCUGACCGACUGGCCUCAGCCCACGAGCAGUCCCAGGACCUCAGCCCCAACAGCAGAUUAAAUUAUGGCGAAGUCCAGGAACCUUUCCACUACAAUCACCGAGAUGCCUUAUCGAGCCACAAGCCUGCCUCUGCACACAGCAUGCCUCCCACCCCCCUCCUCACCCGCAAUGCCUACAACAGCAUCCAGUUCAGGUCAGAUGACGACCCCCAGCAUUUCCGUCAGCGGAGUGGCAGUCUGGAGUCCCAGUCUCAAGAGACCACACCCCCGGCGCCAGCGUUCGUCCCGUUCCGCCGCAGCAACAGCACAGAGGUCCUGGACGAUGGCUCAUCCUACACCAGCCAAUCCAGCGCGGAGUAUACAGCGCCUUGGAACCAUACCCACCGCCCCAGGGAUCGCCGGCGUGGCAGGAAGGGCAACAUCUACGCCAACACGGGCAGCAUGCCCAACUUGGCACAGGCUGAUGCCUGCAACAACACAUACCAGCCCCCCCGGGCACCACGACCCACCACCACGGCCUACUACGUGACGGGCUACCCCAGCUACCCAGAGCCCUACUCUAACGGAGUCUACAUGUACAACAACGAGUUAGAGGGUCACUACAACGUUAACACUUCGUACCACGCCGCGCCGGCCUACCACGGACAUGAUGCGUACAGCAGUCGCUAUGGUGACGACGAGAUGGACAGUAUGGCUCAGAACCCCUACGCCACCCUGAGGCCGCCCAGGAACCGUCAAGCUCUGCCCAGGACGGAACAUUUGACCAAGAACAUCCAGAAGGCGCUGGUGGCAGAGCACCUGAAAGGCUGGUACCACCGCAAUGCAAGCCACAAGCAACCACAGGCCUACGACUACAACCAGAGGGGUUCCCAGCAGAGCCUGGGUUACCAGACCAUGCCAGCUCCCUACAGCAGGAACACAUCCUACUCCUCAGUCUCGUCACAGCAGUCCUCCACAGCAGGAGGCUGGCACGGUCACCUGGGAGGGGGUAUGUCAGAGUUCCACAUGCCCCUACCGGUGCAGCAGCCUUACCCCUUCUACGGCACCGCUCAAUAUAGCCACCACGCCCACAACAGAUGUCCCCCAGCAGGGUAUGGGUGGAGGAGCUGUGAUAGACUGGUGCCGGGGCCAGCAGUGGCUACAGGGUCAUUAGAGAGGUUUGAUGCUGGUGCCUGUCAUGGUACUGAGUUCUGACCAGCGAAAUUAAACACCCGCGCUAAAGAAAGGACCCAAUGUAGAUGUGAAGCAAACAGAAACCUACAUCAACAGCCAAACGAACUGCAGCUUGGAUCCAGAUGACCAGAGACUUUACUGGCACGAGGGCUCCUCCAAACCUGGAACUAUAGUGUAGCAGUCAGGGCCAUCAACUUUCUCAACUUCCACUUUGUGACACUAACAUGUGCCUUGGACUGCACUUACCUGUUUCUCUGGAUGGUAAAAGGAUCCAAAGAUUCAAAUAUCAACCACUGUGGAAUUCACACAGGGGAGGACCUUAAGUCUAAGUACAGCUGAUUUGAGUUCUCAUACACGGAAUUGCCAAAGUAGAUCCACCUGCAUACGCUCUCUGAAAGCAGAAUGACAAGACGGUCACCUGAUCUGAAUGUUCUGGAAUGCUAGGGGGGGGGUGUCUGUGCACUGAGUUGCACUUGGUGCUGUGGCUGGUUGGGUUAGUCUGAGAGGCUGGGAUGAGGAUGGAGGAUAAUGAACAAGACUUGUCCUGCAAGAUCGAUAAUUGGGCAAGCUGUAUGCUCACCAUUACAAUGACAGAUCUCUCCAAUAUUGACACUUUUAAAUGUUGAAAUGAAGGAUUGAAAUUGGAUUUUGAGUGUGAAGAUGACUAGCAAUGGCGACCUGCUGAAACAUUCUCCAGUCACUACUAAUUUCUAGAGCCCAUUCUAUGAUAGUGUUUGUAGAUACUGUACAGCUAUUCUUAGGUUGUCAGUCUUUUUGCACCAGCCAUUUAACACAGUAUUUGGACCUCUCUCUUGUUCUCAGUACUUUGAUCAUCUUUACUGCCAAAUGCUUCAGACCAUUAAAGUCUAGACUCAACCAUGUCAGCUUUUAUACUUUCAAAGACCAUGUUAACACUUUAUCAAUGCCGGUUAUGUAAAACGUCCACACUAUUACAGGGCUUCAUUUUAUUGCUCAGUGCAGUGAGACAAAAUGUCAGUUUUAAGUGCUUAUUGCAUCCCAUGCUGGAAUCCAUGGACUGGUGCUUUCGAUUCCUCUCAAGAAGGAAUUUGUAUGUACAUGUUGAUAAUGUAAAUAGAUUGUACAGAACUGUUUUUGGAGCAUUUUCUAUAUAUUUUAAGAAGCAUGUUAUGAAUAGUAAACCAUCACAUUUGUCAAGCUGGUUCUUAGUCGUUUGUAUAAUUUGAAAUGUGUUUGAAUUAAAACAAACAUUUUGA